GGUUAAACCUUCAUUUAAUCAAGUGUAAUACAAACGCAUGGCUUUUAUUAAUUUGAGAUGAUGAAUUAUAUCGGAAAUCAAUUGCCAGAAAUCGGUGAUAGUUAUGUUUAUAUCUAUGCUCAUACUCUGUGAUCUCAUGAACAAAAGAGAGGGUAGCAAGAUGGGUACCAAACUCAAAACAGUUGUUGCCACCUUCUUCCUUUGCUUCCUCUUGUUUCCUCUGGUGUUCUCUGCUUCCAAUGGCGGGUUGGUCAGAAUUGGAUUAAAAAAGACAAAGCUUGAUAAAAAUAACCGGGUUGCUGCCCAGCUCGAGUCAAAAGAUGGAGAGGUCCGGAGUGCUUCUAUUCGGAAAUAUUAUCUCCGUGGGAACUCAGGAGAUCCAGAGGACAUUGAUAUUGUAUCUUUAAAGAAUUACAUGGAUGCCCAGUACUUUGGAGAGAUUGGUAUUGGUACUCCCCCUCAGAAGUUCACUGUAAUAUUUGACACUGGUAGUUCUAAUUUGUGGGUGCCCUCUUCCAAGUGUUACUUCUCGGUUGCUUGCUAUUUCCAUUCCAAGUACAAGUCAAGCAGUUCAAGUACCUACAAGAAGAAUGGUAAACCAGCUGAUAUCCAUUAUGGAACCGGAGCUAUUUCUGGGUACUUUAGUCAAGACCAUGUGAAAGUUGGUGAUCUUGUCGUCAAGAAUCAGGAAUUUAUUGAGGCAACUAGAGAGCCCAGCAUCACAUUCUUGGUGGCCAAGUUUGAUGGCAUACUUGGCCUUGGAUUUAAAGAGAUUUCAGUUGGAAAUGCUGUACCUGUGUGGUACAACAUGGUUAAACAAGGUCUUGUUAAGGAACCGGUUUUUUCAUUUUGGUUUAACCGAAAUACUGAUGAAGAAGAAGGGGGUGAGAUUGUUUUUGGUGGGGUGGAUCCUAACCAUUACAAGGGGAAGCAUACUUAUGUUCCUGUGACACAGAAGGGCUAUUGGCAGUUUGACAUGGGUGAUGUAUUGAUUGAUGGUCAAACAACUGGAUUUUGUGCCAGUGGAUGUUCAGCAAUUGCAGAUUCUGGAACAUCUUUGUUGGCAGGCCCAACGACUAUCAUCACUGAAGUCAAUCAUGCAAUAGGAGCCACUGGGGUUGUAAGUCAAGAGUGCAAGGCUGUAGUUGCAGAAUAUGGAGAAACCAUAAUCAAGAUGCUGUUAGAAAAGGACCAACCAAUGAAAAUCUGCUCACAGAUUGGUUUGUGCACUUUCGAUGGGACUCGAGGUGUAAGUAUGGACAUUGAGAGUGUUGUGGAUAACACUCGUAAAGCAUCUAAUGGUUUGCGCGAUGCAAUGUGCUCUACAUGUGAGAUGACAGUUGUUUGGAUGCAGAACCAACUUAAGCAGAAUCAAACACAGGACCGUAUACUAACUUAUGUCAAUGAGCUCUGUGACCGGCUGCCUAGUCCAAUGGGAGAAUCAGCAGUUGAUUGUAACAGUUUGUCUUCAUUGCCUAAUGUUUCCCUUACGAUUGGUGGAAGGGUUUUUGAUCUCAGCCCUGAGCAGUAUGUCCUUAAAGUUGGUGAGGGAGAAGCAGCUCAAUGCAUUAGUGGAUUUACUGCUCUGGAUGUGCCACCUCCUCGUGGACCUCUCUGGAUCCUGGGGGAUGUUUUCAUGGGUCGCUACCAUACAGUAUUUGACUAUGGCAAUCAGAGAGUUGGGUUUGCUGAAGCUGCCUAAUCUGCUGUUUCAGUUUGUCCUUGUCUAUCCAUCUCUUCGAACACGUUGCAUUCUGAAAUACUAGUUGUACUGUAAUAUCGUCCUUGGUGUUGAACUUAAGCUCCAAAUAACAAUUACAUGUAAAUAUGUGUGGGCAUAAUGUGGAGCUUGUUUCUGUGAAUCCGCAUCAAACUUGUUUUAAUCAUGUUAAAAGAAUUAUACGUUAUAAUAUAAACAUGUUUCUAUGGUC
This is a messenger RNA of Quercus lobata, 1931 nucleotides long. RefSeq names its product aspartic proteinase-like. The coding region runs from base 104 to 1702 and encodes 532 amino acids. Gene Ontology annotation, biological process: proteolysis; lipid metabolic process. The record is from RefSeq and is a predicted model, not a curated record. Gene Ontology annotation, molecular function: aspartic-type endopeptidase activity. Lineage: Eukaryota; Viridiplantae; Streptophyta; Magnoliopsida; Fagales; Fagaceae. The transcript is spliced from 14 exons.